Molecule: messenger RNA, 1739 nt
Organism: Cuscuta campestris
Lineage: Eukaryota; Viridiplantae; Streptophyta; Magnoliopsida; Solanales; Convolvulaceae
Source: the annotation of a GenBank genome assembly
UUAGCUUGAUUGGCAGGGUCACUUAGUGUGUAUUAGAAACCCUCUGAGACAUUUCACCGAAUAGGUGGUGACUACUCUUGGCCCGUGCAAAUCUUCAAACUGAAAAAAGACAUGACAUUCCUAGUACCUUGAGGAACACACUGCAAAUUGCUUGGACUUACAUGCGAAGAACUUCAAUUCUGUAAUUUUGGGGUAAAAAUAUUUCUCCCAACUCUGGAAAUUAAACGAUGAAAUGAAAAAGAUCAAAAGAACCAAUUGACGACAAAAGCUUUCUCUCUCUAACGCGAUGGCGAAGAAGAAGGGAAGGCCAAAGGCAACGAUUGAAUCUGGAAAAGCUCUUGGAGGAAAUCAGAAAUCACCAAACAACACCAAUGUUCCGGAAUUGAAGAAGGAUUCUACAGAUUCUCCGGAAAACAGCUCUUCGAACGGCAUAGAUGGGAACCCUAAUUCAGAGGAGAAGGGAAACCAGGAGAGGGAGAAGCAACCAUUAGACAAUUCGCCGAAAUCAUAUGCGAAAGCGGUGGGGAAACCAGAGCCGAUUGAAUUGGAUCUGAAAUUUAUGCAAUUUGAAGAAGUUAAUGGUACCCAGGUGGCGAAAUUCACAAAGGAAGACAUUGUGGAAGAAUCGAGGUAUUGGGACUCUGGUAUGAUACUCUGUGUAUUGGGUGCAAAUCCCCCAUUAGAUGUUAUUAAAGGUUAUAUAGCACGAAUGUGGAAAAUAUACCCUAUUGAUGAAGUUUAUGCACUAAAAGAAGGGCAGUUCAUUGUGCAGUUCCAAAAAGAGGAGAAUAGAGAUGAGGUGAUUAAGAGGAAAUAUUACUAUUUUGAUAACAAACCUGUCUUAGUGCAAAAAUGGAAACCGGGAAAGAAAGUAGAUAUCACAGAGCUAAAGGACAUACCUAUAUGGAUACAAUUCCCAGAUCUGGAUAUCAAAUAUUGGAGCCUGACAGGGUUAAGCAAGCUGGGCAGCCUUAUUGGAAAGCCUAUAAAGAGGGAUAAGGCCACUGCUACAAGGAUGAAGUUUGCAUACGCAAGAAUUCAAGUGGAAGUAGGGGUGUAUCAAGAUUUCCCUAAGACAGUCACCUACAUAAAUGAAGAAGAAAGGGUAAUAACACAGCAAGUCACCUACGAAUGGUGCCCUUGUAUGUGUUACCACUGUAAGAAGAUUGGACAUGAGCAGGGGAACUGUAGGUUGAAAAAUACCAAACAAACAAAACAAGAUCCAAGGAGAAGGAUAUGGAGGGUCAAGAAGGAUGAAAAUAAUCAAAAACAGAAUGAGGUUAUGGAGGAGAAUAUGGAUGGAAAUAAAGAAGAUGAUAAGAAUCUGGAGAAAGAAGCAGAAGCCACACCAGACCAAGAGGGCUUCUCCUGCCCCACGAUAGUACGGCCAAUGAGACGGGAUCUGGGCAGCGGAGGAAUGUCGCCGCCGCCGCCGCCGCCGCCGCCGUCGAGCCAUGAUUGCCUAUCUUUUCUGAUGGAAUCUGCGAGCGCCUUCGCCUGAGAUGUGAUGGGGUCGAUCGAUUCUGUUAUUUCCAGAAACGAGAAGGGCGCAGAUUCGGCGGAGAGGAAGGAUUCGACCACGUCUUGAACUUGGUAGAUUGCGUCGCGGAUUAGGGUUUCGAGGAUGCCUGCGGUUUCUCUGGCGUGUUUGGGCGGUGGGAAGAUUGUCCCAAUGGAGCUUCGCAGAGAGGAGAGAUGGUGUGGAGGAAGGAUACAAGCUGCUGCGGCUUUUGUUCGUG